AUGUCCGGAUAUAACCUUGAGGUCAAACAGCCGGUGGCAGACGUCAACGAGCCCCAAGUCGUAGCUGAGCACCACGGUUUCGCGACCGACAUCGACCAUGUGCCCAAGGGAUACUUCACCACACGAUACUUCCUCGGCACCUAUGUUGCCCAUAUUUUCACCUUUUUAGGCGGCCUGGCGGGGUUCAACCUGAUCGCCCCUAUUCUAGGAGACAUCAACAAUGACAUCGGCCCCAGCGAAAGCAUCCUAUGGCUUGCACUUGUCUACCCGCUCGGGCUCGCUGUUGGGCUGGGCCUCAUGGGCCGUGUGACGGACAUCUUUGGCCGACGUUGGUUCAUGAUCAUUGGCAACCUCCUGGGCACCAUUGGCGCUGUUGUUUGCAGCCGAGCACACACAAUAAACACACUAAUUGGGGGAGAGACGCUCAUCGGUUUCGGUAGCACGGCCGCGUACUCUUUUAAUUUUGUCAUCAGCGAGAUCGUCCCGAUGAAGUAUCGCUUCUGGGCACUGGGAGGUCUUUUCUUCUUCUGUCUGCCGAUGAACGGCUUUAAUACCAUCGUCGCGACGAGCUUUGUGGUCCAUACCGAGCAGGGUUGGAGGUGGUGCUACUACCUUAUCCUCAUCCUGAACGCCAUUGCUACAGUCCUCUACUUCCUCUUUUAUCAUCCCCCAACCUUCGAGAUGAAACACAAGGGUGUGUCCAAGAGACAGAUAUUGAAGGAGUUUGACUAUGUGGGAGCAUUUGGCUUGAUGACCGGAGUCACCUUGUUUCUCAUUGGUCUGAAUUGGGGAGGCGGUCUGUAUUCCUGGAACGAUGCACACGUUAUUGCGACCAUGGCCGUUGGCGGCGUCAUCAUCUUCGCACUUCCAGUCUGGGAGGCUUUCUCGAAAGUUAAAGACCCCUUCAUUCCGCUGCGUCUGUUUCGGUCCCGCGGCUGGACGGUCUCCAUGCUGUCGUCGUCAAUCGGAGCAACCGUCUACUACAGCUUCUCCAUCAUUUGGCCGUCGAUGGUGUCCGUUGUCUACGCCCGAGGAGAUCAGAUUUGGGCGGGGUGGGCUUCCUGUUUGGUGGCUAUGGGAAUUGCUGUCGGCCAGGUCAUCGGAAAUGCACUCACUCUCGCAGUCACAAGGCAGAAGAUCCAAUGCAUCGUGGCCAUGACGGUGGGAACAAUAUUCCUGGGAGCGGCUGCGACAUGCAAUGCGGACGACAAGGGCAAGGCCAUGGCAUUUGUCUUUCUUUCUUGUCUUUUCAUCGGCUGGAACGAAGCUGUCGUGGCGACAUUGGUCGGUGUGUGCAUCCAGGACCAGCGUGACAUCGGAGUAGCCGCGGGCCUGUCAGGCUGUAUCCGCUCACUUCUUGGGUCUGUGUCAUCAGCAAUUUAUUCCGCGGUCCUGAGAAGUCGACUAAACCACACGGUCCCCGCGCACGUUACUCCCGCAGUCGUGGCAGCUGGUCUUCCCAAAAGCUCGGUCGAGGCCUUCGUUCAGGCCCUGUCCAUCGGUACAUCUGCAGCCUUCGACAAAGUCGAAGGAGUCACUCCUGGAAUCAUUGCCGCCGGCACCCAAGCCUACCGAGUGGCAAACGUUGACGCCUAUCGAACGGUCUUUCUCUCCAGCCUCGCGUUCGGCGGACUGUGUAUCAUCUUGAAUCUUAUGAUCCCGAACGUCGACAAGCUCAUGAAUAGAGAUAUUGCAGUGAGGCUACAUGCAACGAACGAGAAGAACGCCUCCGACACGGUGGGAGACAAGCCACUCCAUGAAAUCAAACAUGUGGAAAAAAUUGUGUGA
Molecule: messenger RNA, 1788 nt
Organism: Cladophialophora immunda
Lineage: Eukaryota; Fungi; Ascomycota; Eurotiomycetes; Chaetothyriales; Herpotrichiellaceae
Exons: 2
Coding region: 1-1788 (595 amino acids)
Biological process (GO): transmembrane transport
Molecular function (GO): transmembrane transporter activity
Source: RefSeq, a predicted model, not a curated record